Messenger RNA from Cryptomeria japonica (Japanese cedar), 3797 nucleotides. Its product is annotated as nuclear pore complex protein NUP1. Bases 290 to 3271 code for a protein of 993 amino acids. Gene Ontology annotation, biological process: nuclear membrane organization. The record is from RefSeq and is a predicted model, not a curated record. NCBI's taxonomy places the organism in Eukaryota, Viridiplantae, Streptophyta, Pinopsida, Cupressales, Cupressaceae. Gene Ontology annotation, cellular component: nuclear envelope. The transcript is spliced from 10 exons.
ACAUAAAACUACACGCCCAUUAAUUUCAACGCUUUAUCCACUCCACGACAUAUACACACUCUAUAUCCAUCCGCACAAAGAAUAUACUCACCGAAAAGAGGCGGCCUCAAGAAAAAUAACUGGAAAAAUUGAAAACCCAAACGCCAUGAAUUUUUCCCCACAUUUUCGCUUUAUUCUCUGCGACAGCUGCUCUUUUGCGUAGGGUUUGGCAGGCGCAUGCUUGUUCACUGUAAUGAACAUUUUCAUUGUUACUCGGCCCUUUUCAUAACAUUGAGAAGAGAAAACCCUAAUGGAAGUGACACCCUAUUACGGGAGUGGAGAUGGAGGUGGAGGUGCAGGGGGCAAGCAGCUUCGUGGCCGCAGGCGUUACGCUCCAGCUAGGACUCCAUAUGAUCGCCCGCUCGAGAGCCGCCAUGGUAAUUCUAGCAGCAGGUCGUGGUUUUCGAGGAUUGUAAACCCCAUCGCUAGCGGCGCCGGAAAGUUGUUUUCCUCUGUUUUCCGGCGGCCGGAGGAGACGUCGUCUUCGUCGGCUUCUUCUUCGGGUGACGAUGACGAUGAGGAGGACAACACUUCCGAGGAGCAGGAACAGGAAGAAAAUAUUCUAGGAGCUAUAGUACUUAAGGAUGAUGUAGUACAAUCAGAUUCACAAGGCAGAGAGAUUACUUUAGUAGCCAAAGACAAAAAUGAAUCAAAACUCACUGAAAUUGAAAAUCUAGUCAAUAGCAAAACAUUUACGAGGGAUGAGUUCAUACACCUAACUGUGCUGCUACAAUCACGGGUAAUAGAUAGUUCUGGCUUGAAAAAGCACGGACACAACAAUGAGCUUUCAGGGAAUUAUUUAAGGAAUGAAGCACUCGAGGAAGCACAGAGAUGGCAGGAAGAGAGAAGAAAAUCCCAGGAAGAAGGGGGAAACAGUGGAUGGGAUGGUGCUUUGUGUGGCAAUGUCGCCAGCCUUGAUUUGCCAACAGAUGUUCCUGACAACGCAGCAUCUUCACCUGUAGACAUUGCAAAAGCUUAUAUGGGAGUGCGACCUACCUGGGCAUCAUCAUCACCUGUAGCUUUGCUGCCCUACAAAUCAACUGAAAGUGGUUACCCGAGGAAUAAUCAUUCUUUUGUUCCAACAACAAAAGAAUUCUGGUCGGGUAGUAAUAGCCAGCACGAGGAUAGGUAUAGGACUCCUACACCUUCAAGUUCAUGGAACAACACACACAGAGUGACUUAUAGUCCUUAUUCCAGAGCUGGUCUAACACGAACUCCAUAUCAUUGGGGUGCUUAUUCUCAACAUUCUAUUCAGAGGACAGAUAAUGUAGCAGAGAAUGAUAUGACAUCUUCUAGGUUCACACAAAAUCAGCACUCUGGUACAGGUGGAUAUGAGAUAUUAAAGAGGAGGAGUUCCAUGAUAGAUGAUGAUCAGGCUUGCAUUGGACCAGUUCGAAGAACUCGUCAAAAGUCAUUUGGAAAUGUAUCGUCAUUUUUUACACCAUAUAAAGAGAGUAUAUCAAAAGUUUGUGAUGUGCCUACACAAUCAAGCCUGACAGCACAGAAAAUCCUUGAAAAUACUAAUGAGAAGUUACCUUUGUCCGGUAAUAAGCCCUCUGAAGAACAGUUGGCCUCUGUGAAAGAUAAAACCACAGAUCAAUUGACUACGAGUGUUACUGAUGUAAAUUCCAAGAAGAGCAAUAAUAUUACAAAUGCACCAUCAGCACUGGUAUCUUCAGAGGGCACUAGGUCUGUCUGUGUCAGCUCUGCUAUAUCAGAGAAGACCAACAACUCACAACCAAACAUCGUUGAGGGGCUAGAAAACAAGGCUUGUGAGACUACUGAGGGUGUAAUUAUCCCUGCCAUCCAAACAUCAAAGUCUCUGCCUCUUGCAUCUGAUGCUGGGCUAAACUGUAAACAAAAUCCAACUUUUGAGUUUGGCUCUGGAAACAUGAGCAAAGGCCCUAUCUUUUCAUUUGCGACAAAUGGAAGUACAAAUUCUAAUGCUUUCAUGCCAAAGUUUGAUUUCAAAUUUCAAAGCAAGAGAGAUAUGUUAUUCAGUGCUGCUGUGGAGGCAGCUGUAGCAUCUGAAUCAAGCUCACAGUCUGCUUUAAGCAGCAAUCCAAUAUCAACCUCCCAGUCAGCAUCCAAUCUUGGAGCUGGCUCAAAUUCUAAACCAGCUUUUCCAUCAUGGACUUCGGCUUCAUUCAAGACUAUGUCAAGCUCGCCAUUUUCAAACACAUUAUUUAGCAAUAGUUCCUCUACGUUAUUUCAGAGUACAGGCUCUCCAUUGUUCAGCACUUCUGUUGCUUCAGUUCCUGCAUCAUUUACCAGUUUCACCAAAAAUAGCUCUCAAACAGGUACUGGAAAUAUUUCAAUAUUUGGAUCCAGCAGCAGCACUUCAUUUGGUGUAAUCCCAACAACUCGAUUUAACUCAGGGAUUGCUCAGCCUGGAGUUAGCAUUACUCCUGUGUCAGCUGCAACAGCUUCUUCCUCAUCUGGUGUACAUAGCAAUUUUACUUUGGCCUUUGGCAGCAGUUCUUCCUCUCUAGACAAUUCUGUUCCACCUUUGUUUCCAUCUGUGCUCAAAACUAGCAGUACAUCUUCAUUUAGUUUUGGAACAAGUUCUCAAUUUGGUUCUGGAGGUUCAGAAAAUGGUGAAAACAAACAAGCAUCUAGUUUGGUAGAGACUGUAGAAGCUGCAACUGACAAAACAACUUCUGAGACAAAGUCUUCAAUUGAAUGUGGUUUGGAUGGUAGGUCUUUGACUUCAACUGGGUUGCCUAGUUCAUCAGGGCUACCAACACAAAUAAUUGAAUUGACAAGCUCAACUUCUGCUGUGGAGACAGCAAUAGGAACUACAGUGGUGGAUGGCCAACAAAGUGGGCAGAUGAAUGGAAACGAUUUGAAAGAGCCUUCAAAAUUAACAGCUACCCCUCUCUCAGGCUCUGUUGAACAGACAACUCUUUUAGAAACUACGUUGGUGGAUGGCCAAAAAGUUGGGCAGAUUAAGGGAAAUGAUUUAAAAGAGCUUUCAAAAAUAUCAGGUACCCCUCUUGCAGGCUCUGCUGAACAGACUUCAUCAACUGUUUCACGAAGUUCAGCAGCUCUAGCAAUUGAUUCCCAAUCAAAUGCAGAAUCAAGUGAAGCCAAGGCAGGCAUUCCAUCGCAGAAACUUUCCAUAUUUGACACUCAUACUUCAGAGGGUCAUAAAGAAGUUGCAGAUAAUGGAGCUGAUAAACGUAGUCGGAGAAUUGUAAGGGUCAAGCGGGACAGAGCUCGGAAGAAGUAAGGUGCAUCAAUUUCUAGACAGACUAACUGGCACAAAAACAAAUAAAACGUCUUCAGGCAAUGUUAAGUGCUACUGCAGUACUGUCUUUUUUAGUAGCUGGGGAUAGCACACCUACAAUUUACAUAUGCUGAGCUUCAAGAAUUUGGAACACCAAACAUCCUGAUUGAUUGUUCUAAUUAUUUUUUUUCAGGUAGAUCUCAAGAGUCUAGCUGAAUUGUAUACAUAUUGUGCAAUUCUGGAUUACAGUGUAUCUUUUGACAGGACCCAUUAAUGUUCGUGUGUAGUGUAAUCUACAGAUGACACGCAAAAUACAUGGUUGGAUGGAAGUGCAAUUCAUAUUUGUAUUAUAAUCUGUAGUUUGAGUAUACUUCCUAAUGUUUGUCAAGUGACUGCAUCUAGAACAUGAUUUGUCCAUCUUUUUCAAAUGCCACUGGAAAGUUGAUGCUUCCGUUUGGAAAUGUUGGUUCAGUUGCAUUGGUUACAGUUUUAAUUAUCAAUGUUAAUCUGAUCAUGUUUUUUAGACUGA